Iphiclides podalirius (scarce swallowtail) is the source of this 717-nucleotide messenger RNA. The record is from the annotation of a GenBank genome assembly. NCBI's taxonomy places the organism in Eukaryota, Metazoa, Arthropoda, Insecta, Lepidoptera, Papilionidae.
AUGUCAUUAGCAAUAUUCCAUUUGUUCGCCGCCGCGAUCAACACUUACGUUAUAUGGUACGAUCAGACUUACGUCGAGUUACCUUUGGAGAACGAAUUGCUAAAAACUUUGCCGUUGAAGUCCAGGAGUAUGUUCUUGACCAUUUGGUGCCUUAUAAUACAGACCGUGUACCACACGAUCGCCUUCCUGAACGACGUCUUCGGAUCUACAGCAGCCUCGCCGAGGAGUAGGCCGCUGAUCCGCUCGAUAAGGGACACACUGUUCAGCUUGGCGUUCCCAAUCGCGCUCUACGUGUCCACGGCAUUUUGGGCCAUAUACGCAGUGGACAAAGACCUGAUAUUCCCCGACCACAUAGAAAAGCUCUACCCGACAUGGGUGAACCACGUAAUGCAUACGACCGUCUCCGUGUUCAUGUUCGUCGAGCUACUGCUCGCGUCCAGAAACUAUCCUUCGAGGAAAAUUGGCGUUUCGAUCAUCACUGCUUUCAACUUGGCCUACAUGUCGUGGUUCCUAACCAUCUACUUUAACACCGGCGCUUGGGUGUACCCCGUCUUCGAGCCGCUGAACUGGCCCAUGAGGGUAGUUUUCCUCAUCCUCAGCCACUCCACAGUGGUAGGUUUCUACCUCAUCGGCGAGAAGUUGAACUAUCUGGCCAAUCCCAACACGAAAGCGUACACUAACGGGACAGUGACAGAGGCAUCACCGAAGAAGAAACGU